UCCAGUGAGUUGUGCGGGUUGCGGGCUCCACGAACAAAUCGAAACGGCGAGAUAUAACAAUAAGUGUAGAAAAUGUUGCAAAUGAGAUUUGUGUUUUUAUUCAUCUGCCUAUUUCUGCUGCUUGGCAGUCAGUCCACUGAUGGUUUCAUUAUCCGCUUCAUCACGGAGACGUUGCAGAACAAUGUGGCAGGUGAACCAGUAAUUCACGAGCGGACCAACUGGAAUUUCGAUCCCGAGGGAGCGAAGAAGGCGCGUGCCAUUUACUACGAGAAAAAUGGUUAUCGUUCUGCGAAAUUCAUAGAGAGCAUUGGCGUUGGACUCGAUGGUUACCACGAGGAGCGUCGCCAGCAGCAGCAGGAACGCGAUGUGGGACGUCUCAAUGGCGAACACUUUAUCAACUUUCCCGCCGAGCCGCCUAGUUUAUAAGGUAGACACUGGGGAGGGAGGAGAGGGAGGUAGAGAGGUAGGUAGGAAGAAUAUAGUAAAUCCUAGAUGCUUGUGGAUGCAUAUCUAGCGCAUUGUCAUCAUUUUAAUUUGCUGCGAUUAAUUGUCAUUAAUGUGCUUCACAAGGAUUUGCAUAAUUUGCCAACGUUACACAUAUGUAUUCAUGCAUCAUUCAACUGUCAGGCUUAUUGUUAAUGGCACUUGAGUCAAUGGGGAAAGAGACGAGAUGAGAAA
Drosophila nasuta is the source of this 678-nucleotide messenger RNA. RefSeq lists its product as uncharacterized. The transcript has 3 exons. The coding region runs from base 73 to 426 and encodes 117 amino acids. Lineage: Eukaryota; Metazoa; Arthropoda; Insecta; Diptera; Drosophilidae. The record is from RefSeq and is a predicted model, not a curated record.